UAGGCUCCUCCUCCAAGCCUUGAGGAUCAUCUGCAACUGCAUGCCCAACGCCUAAACAAUUCCUAGAAACAGAUCUCGCUAGAUCUGUUCACCUUCAACACAAUGGGCAGGUCUUGUUUUACAUGCGGAGCGGUUGUGGGGGUUUUAGCCGUCGUGGCUCUGCUGCUGGUCGCACCGGCUGAGUCUCUCAACUGUACUUCACAGAAGUUCACAAACAAGCAGGUGUACGCCAACUGCACCGAUCUUCCGCAUCUGAGCGCCAACUUGCACUGGAGCUACGACGCCUCCAAUUCCUCGCUGUCGGUGGCGUUCGUGGCCCCCCCGCCCAAGCCAGAUGGCUGGGUGGCGUGGGCCAUCAACCCCAAUGCGACCGGGAUGGCCGGGUCACAGGCCCUGCUGGCCUUCAAAUCCAACGGAUCCGUCACCAUCCAGACCUACGACAUCCGCUCCUACAAUUUCAGCCAGUCCGGAUUGAAGCUGGUUUACGAGGUGUGGGACCUGAGCGCCGAGGACUCCAACGGGACCAUCAAGAUCUUCGGCAAAUGGAAGCUGCCGGCGGGCACGAAGAAGGUGAAUCAGGUCUGGCAGGUGGGUCCGGGAUUGAACCCACAAGGCUAUCCGAUGAUACACGCAUUUCAGCCCGAGAAUCUUCAGGCCAAAGCGAACCUGCAGUUGGUCGGCCAUGAGGCUGUCAGCCCUACCGGGUCUGCCCCUGCUCCUGGACCCUCUGGCUCUGCUCCUGGACCCUCUAGCUCUGCUCCUGGAACCCCUGGCUCUGCUCCUGGAGCCCCUGGCUCUGCUCCUGGAACCCCUGGUUCUGCUCCUAGCGGGGCUUCAACGCUUAGAGGGGGACUCGGUGUGGGUCUGUUCCUCAUUCUUGGUAGUUUGAUUGCUUACAGAUCUUAGAUUUUGGAGAGCGGGACUCGGUGUGGGUCUGUUCCUCAUUCUUGGUAGUUUGAUUGCUUACCGACCUUGGAUUUUGGAGAUCGAUUUUCUUGUUCUGGAACUCCCCCCCCGUGUGAUAAACAUAAACCAUUUGUAUUGUACCAGACGUUGUUUAUGUGGAAUAAUAAUUUUAUUUCUUACC
Messenger RNA from Alnus glutinosa, 1087 nucleotides. RefSeq names its product auxin-induced in root cultures protein 12. The transcript has a single exon. The record is from RefSeq and is a predicted model, not a curated record. The coding region runs from base 103 to 906 and encodes 267 amino acids. Lineage: Eukaryota; Viridiplantae; Streptophyta; Magnoliopsida; Fagales; Betulaceae.